Messenger RNA from Mastomys coucha (southern multimammate mouse), 909 nucleotides. RefSeq names its product V-set and transmembrane domain-containing protein 1-like. Gene Ontology annotation, cellular component: plasma membrane. NCBI's taxonomy places the organism in Eukaryota, Metazoa, Chordata, Mammalia, Rodentia, Muridae. The coding region runs from base 101 to 757 and encodes 218 amino acids. The record is from RefSeq and is a predicted model, not a curated record. The transcript has 7 exons.
GGGACCAAGUGGGGCCAGGAGAGAACUGCAGUAGCCUUCCGCCCUGCCUCUUCUUCCCGACAGCAGAAGACUGGAUUUUGACUUGGAGAUAAGGGAAGCAAUGGACAUAGAUUUCAUAUACCUGCUUUGCCUGGGGCUGUGCCUGUGCUAUGGAGAUGACGAUGAGAACGAGGAACUUCCCAGGCCUUCCAUCAGUGCCUGGCCCAGCUCUGUGGUCAAGUGCAAGAGUAAUGUCACUCUCCGAUGUGGGACUCACUUCCAGAAUGUUACAGUCACUCUGGGAAGGUUGCACAACUCUCAGUACCAGCAACAGAAGAGGUCACUGGGAAGGGAAGCUGAGUUUCACCUUACCAACCUGCAGCUUGAAGAUGCUGGAGGCUAUUUCUGUACCUACAGAACAGUAGUCUCCCACAAGUGGUCAGGACAGAGUCAGCUCUUACGGUUGGUGGUCACAGAUGGUGUGGGAGAAGGUGGAGGAAAUUGCCCCAGACCAUCAGACAGCAAACUCAUCUUCCUGACCACCUUCAGUUGCCUCUGCAUCUCUCUUCUCUUUGUCUCCAUCUUCUUUAUCUACAGAUGCACUCGGCAAGGUUCAUCACAUGAAGAACCCCCCAAGAGAAACAACCAUUCUAAUUUUCCAAGGCAGGAGGAGGAUGAAGAGGAGGAAGAGGAGGAGGAGGAAGAGGAGGAAGACAUUAUAGUGACACUGAAUGAUCACGUGUGUAAGCAUGAACAUGAAGUCAGUUGUGGUGAGUGACAUCUGGAAUUCAACACUCAGACUGAAGCAGAAGACUGAAUCUGAAGCCAACCUGAGCUGCAUAAGGAGAACAUAUCCAACACACACACACACACACACACACACACACACACACACACACAGAGAGAUACACACAGAGACACAGAUACAUA